AGGAGACCAUUUUCUUUUUUUAUAUUUUUUUUUUUUGUAAGAAACGGGCGCUGGCAGGAGACCAAUUGAUCAAGAAGAACUGAAGAAGAAAAAGAAAACCGAGAAAAUAAAGAGUGAAAAUCGCGCCAAAAUAGCAGCCGAGAUUUUACCCGAGAGACCUCUCUCUGUACAAAAUCCAAACCACCUCGUCGUCUCUCUUGAUUUCUUCGAGAAGCGAAUCAGUUAUGGAUUCUUUCUCAGUGGUUUCCACGCCCACAAAAUUCCCAACCCGUACCCGAAAAUAAAAAUUGACUCUUUUCCUACUCUCUUACGACUCUUUCACUUCCACAUCCCCCCACACCGCCUGCGUCAGCUUCCUUCUCCCACCCUCACUCUUAUAUCUCCUCCUCAAGCCGUUCUCUUCAUCUUCUUUCAUUGGGUUCGCUGAAUUCUCGUCACACAAUCUUUUAUUUGAUCCUUUUGGUGAGGUUUUGAGUGUUGGGUCUUAAUGAAGAUGGAGGGGAAAUUGGUUCUGGUCACCGGCGGCGCUGGAUUCAUCGGCACCCACACGGUGGUCCAGCUGCUCAAAGAAGGUUUCAGGGUUUCCAUCAUCGACAAUUUUGAUAACUCCGUCGAAGAAGCUCUCGACAGGGUCAAAGAAGUCGUGGGUCCUGCUCUCGCUGCCAAGAUCGAGUUCCAUUUUGUUGAUCUCAGAAACAAGGACGAUCUGGAAAAGGUGUUCGCCAAGUCAAAGUAAGUCAAUUGCGUUUUGAAAUAGUUCCAGUUGGUUUUCGUUGCUUCAGAUUUGAUGGUGUUAUCCAUUUUGCGGGCAGAAAGGCUGUAGGGGAGAGUGUUGAAUAUCCUCGACGUUACUUUGACAAUAAUCUAAUUGGAACCAUCAACUUGUAUGAGGUCAUGGCGAAGUAUAACUGUAAGAAGAUGGUGUUCUCCUCAUCUUCCACUGUUUAUGGCCAACCUGAGAAAAUACCUUGUGUGGAAGACACCGAGUUGAAGGCCAUGAACCCUUAUGGUAGAACUAAGCUUUUCCUGGAGGAGAUUGCUCGAGAUAUCUCCCAAGCAGAAUCGGACUGGCAAAUCAUAUUACUGAGGUACUUCAAUCCCGUGGCAGCUCAUGAAAGUGGCAAAAUAGGUGAAGAUCCUAAGGGCAUCCCGAACAAUCUUAUGCCCUACAUUCAGCAAGUGGCUGUUGGUAGGCUCCCCGAGCUUAAUGUGUAUGGUCAUGAUUAUCCCACGCGGGAUGGUACAGCGAUACGGGACUACAUCCAUGUUAUGGACUUGGCAGAUGGUCACAUUGCUGCUCUUAAGAAGCUAUUUACUCCUGAUUUCAAAGGUUGUGUUCCGUAUAACUUGGGGACGGGACGAGGAACAUCCGUACUUGAAAUGGUUGCUGCGUUCGAGAAGGCUUCUGGAAAGAAAAUCCCAAUGAAGCUAUGCCCAAGAAGAGCUGGAGAUGCUACAGCUGUUUAUGCUGCUGUUGACAAAGCUGCAAAAGAGCUCGGCUGGAAGUAUGUUCUUUUGACAUCUUAAGCUACCUAACUACUUGUUAUAUGCUAUCUUGUAAUGGUUUGUGUAUUGCUAGUAGAGAAACAGUUGAACGUUUGAUUUAUGGCUCUUGGAGCUAUACUUGAGGUCCUAAUAGGUACUUUUGGAUUUUCUUUUCCAGGGCAAAACAUGGUAUUGAGGAGAUGUGUAGAGACCAAUGGAAUUGGGCCAGCAAGAACCCAUGGGGUUACCAGGGAAAGAAAGCCUAGCUCCUUGAGCACCUGCAACCUUUACUUGCAAGUCAAAACUCCACUGCAGUAUACUUUAGACAGCACACAACAAGAGCUACAAACAACUGCAAAGCAAGAUAAAAGCUCUUUUUUCCCCCUAGUUGAUGAUAGCCAUUUCUUCUUUAUUUCCAAUAAAUGUAGAAAAUUGUGAACUCUAUAUUAUAUGAGUUUGUAAUUGUGGUUAAUACGAAAUUGAAAUUGGUCGUCCAUGCCUGUGUUGGAUAGCUUCUGCUCUUUUUUUAAUCAAAGCACAUAUGAACCAUAUAAUACAUCAUGCAAUCUUUUUAAACAUUAGUUG
Molecule: messenger RNA, 2070 nt
Organism: Linum tenue
Lineage: Eukaryota; Viridiplantae; Streptophyta; Magnoliopsida; Malpighiales; Linaceae
Source: the annotation of a GenBank genome assembly